AGCCGGUGCCUGAGCGGGAACUGCGGGUCGCUGCCGCCCGCGAGGGGCGCCGCGCCCUGAGCGCUUGCUUCCCUCGUCGCCCAUCUGCCAGUCCUGGCCGCGAUGGAAGCGCCGCCUGCGGCCCGCGUUUCCGCCGAUGGCGCCCCUACGGCAGCUGUGGCCGAGGUGCGCUGCCCGGGCACCGCGCCGCUGCGUCUGCUUGAGUGGAGGGUGGCGGCGGGCGCGGCCGUACGCAUCGGCUCGGUGCUAGCAGUGUACGAGGCCGCCGCCUCCGUGCAGCCCGCCGGGCCCGCCCCAACCCGUGCUGCCUCCGGGGGCUGCGGGCGCUCCGCGCGGACCGAGCGAAGGCUCCGGUCGGAACGCGCCGGCGUGGUGCGAGAACUGUGCGCGCAGCCGGGCCAGGUGGUGGCCCCCGGAGCCCUUCUGGUGAGAUUGGAAGGAUGUAGCCACCCAGUUGUGAUGAAGGGCCUUUGUGCUGAAUGUGGCCAGGACUUAACCCAACUGCAGAGUAAGAAUGGGAAGCAGCAGAUGCCGCUGUCCACAGCGACUGUGUCCAUGGUCCACAGUGUGCCAGAGUUAAUGGUGAGCUCUGAGCAAGCUGAAAAACUUGGAAAGGAAGAUCAGCAACGACUACAUCGAAACAGAAAACUAGUCCUCAUGGUUGAUUUGGACCAGACUCUAAUCCACACAACAGAGCAGCACUGUCCACAGAUGUCAAACAAAGGCAUCUUUCACUUCCAGCUGGGCCGGGGUGAGCCGAUGCUGCACACCCGCCUGCGUCCUCACUGCAAGGACUUUUUAGAGAAGAUUGCCAAACUGUAUGAGCUGCAUGUCUUCACUUUUGGCAGCCGGCUGUAUGCACAUACCAUCGCAGGCUUUUUAGACCCUGAAAAGAAGCUUUUUUCUCAUCGAAUAUUAUCACGGGAUGAAUGUAUUGACCCGUUUUCUAAAACAGGAAACCUUAAAAAUCUCUUUCCUUGUGGAGACUCAAUGGUUUGCAUUAUUGAUGACCGAGAGGAUGUCUGGAAGUUUGCCCCCAACCUAAUAACUGUGAAGAAAUAUGUGUACUUCCCAGGCACAGGUGAUAUGAACGCACCCCCUGGGUCCCGGGAAUCUCAGAUGAGAAAGAAAGUAAAUCAUUCUUCUAAAGAUGCCGAUGUCUUGGAACAAGUUCCAUCUGUGAAAGACCCCGAGGAAGGCAGACACAUUCCUGGGGUGGAGCAGAACAAUGGCCUUGGGAAACCCACUCGGGAACUAAAUGGUGGUGAGGUUGUGCCAGGGGCUUCUGAUAAGGCGGAUGAGAGGGACUCCUGGCCCCCUGCCCGGGCCCCCUCCUCCAUCAGCCCCAGCAGUUGUGUGCUGGCAGAUAUUCCCGAGUCCCAGGCGACUUGUGAACAGGGUGGUGAGAGCUCACCAGGGGCACAGCCCCCUCAGGGGACCUCUGGCACAGAUUUGGAUUUCGACUUGUCCAGUGACAGUGAGAGUAGUGAGUCAGAAGGUCAGAAGUCCUCUUCCACCUCUGAUGGGGAGAGUAAGGAGAAGAGAGCCCGGGAGAAGGCUCCAGCCACCCCAGAUGGGACAAGAAUACCUCAGCAGGGAGGCACCCCUGAUAUGAGCAGAGGAAAACUUGCAGGAGCUGGGCCCCUCGGAGAGUCUGGGGCUGGAGUCCCUGCGCACGACAAAGGGCCAGACCUGGACGUGCAGGAGGAGGGUGAGCGGGAUGGCCUCUGUGGCCUGGGCAACGGCUGUGUGGACAAGAAGGAGGCCGAGACGGAGUCACAGAACAGUGAGCAGUCAGGCAUCACUGCAGGCGAGUCCUUGGACCAGAGCGUAGAGGAGGAAGAGGAGGACACAGACGACGAUGACCACCUGGUACACCUUGAGGAGAUCCUCGUGCGUGUGCACACUGAUUAUUACACAAAAUAUGACAGGUACCUCAACAAGGAGCUCGAGGAAGCUCCCGAUAUACGGAAGAUAGUUCCUGAGCUCAAGAGUAAGGUGCUGGCAGGCGUGACUGUGAUAUUCAGUGGCCUACACCCAACGAACUUCCCAGUAGAGAAGACUCGGGAGCACUACCAUGCCACAGCCCUAGGUGCCAAGGUCCUGACCCAACUGGUGCUGAGCCCUGAUGCCCCUGACAGGGCUACCCACGUGAUCGCAGCACGGGCUGGCACAGAGAAGGUGCGCCAGGCACAGGAGUGCAGGCACUUGCAUGUGGUCAGCCCCGACUGGCUGUGGAGCUGCCUGGAGCGCUGGGACAAGGUGGAGGAGCAGCUCUUCCCCCUCACUGAUGACGACACCCGGGCACACAGGGAGAACAGCCCAGCAGCUUUUCCUGACAGGCAGAACGUGAUUCCAACAGCCUUACUCCACCCGACACCCAUCCAUCCCAAGGCCCAGCCUGGCCCUGAGGUCCGAAUCUAUGAUUCCAACACUGGAAAGCUCAUCAGAAUGGGUGUGCCAGGGCCCCCCAGUUCCCUGUCUGUCCACAGGGAGCCCACCUCCUUCAGAGCUGUUCUGCCACAUCAGCAGCAGAUGUUUGGUGAAGAGCUCCCCGAUGCUCGAGAUGGAGAGCAGCCUGGCCCUGCCAGAAGAAAGCGCCAGCCCAGUAUGUCAGAGACAAUGCCGCUGUAUACUCUUUGUAAGGAAGACUUAGAGAGUAUGGACAAAGAGGUUGAUGACAUCCUUGGAGAAGGCAGUGAUGACAGCGACAGCGAGAAGAAGAAGCCAGAAGAACAGGACGAUGAGCAGGAAAGGGCACCUCGGCCCAGGAAGCCCAAGGCACCAGGGCCCCACAGGGAACAACCUCUUGGGUCUUGCUCAUCCAGUGAGAGGAGUGCUGCAGGCAUCCGUGGUACCAGAGGCCACAAAAGGAAGUUGAAUGACGAGGAUGCUGCCAGUGAGUCCAGCAAGGAGUCCAGCAACGAAGACGAGGGCAGCAGCUCUGAGGCAGACGAGAUGGCAGCAGCACUGGAGGCUGAGCUGAAUGACCUUAUGUGACUUUGGGCCCUCUUUACAUGCCCUGUGCCAGCCCUCAUUCCCCUUUCUCCACAAAGACUUGUAUUUUCUAGAGCUCCACAUACAGAAACACAUUAUUUUGCAGAAACAGGUGUUUUUAAGAGGUUUUACUAAGGAAUGUCUACUUUUUUAAGUGACAAAGUGUUAUGGGAAUUGGUGUGCUAUGCCAAAGAGCUCAGCAGAGCCUUGCAUGUAAUUGAGACUGGAUAUUUGUGGUUUCUUGUCACAUAGUAAGGGUUAUUUUCCUUUGGGGGAUCCCUUUAAAUACUACAGUAUAUUAUUUAGGGUGAAGACUCUGGAAGAGCCAAGAAGACUUAAAGAAUGUUAUAGCAAGAACCUGGCAUCUUGUCUUGCUUUCUCACAGCUGAAGCUGAAGUUCUGAAGGAUUUUUAAAUGAAACAGCAAUGUACAUGUGUAUAGAACAGCAAGAGCUACAGACAGCCUACAAGCCCCCAGCUGAUUCCAUGUCCCUCAGAGGACCUUCGGGUGACCUGCGGCCUCCAGCAUGGGUCCCUCUGCAACCUGGGCUGCCAGCGGCCAUAUCCUCCCACCAUGGGGAUGUUGAUGAAGGGGGCUUCCCUUUUCUUGGGUGGCCUUAUACUUCUUUGAGAGAUCUGCUGUAAAGUUUUUGUAUAUCUAUUUCAUAUUUGACCUAUAAAACAGUUUUCUUUCAUUUAAUAAAAGUCCCUUUGUAUGUUC
This is a messenger RNA of Heterocephalus glaber (naked mole-rat), 3717 nucleotides long. It is a transcript of the gene Ctdp1, whose product is annotated as CTD phosphatase 1. The record is from RefSeq and is a predicted model, not a curated record. Lineage: Eukaryota; Metazoa; Chordata; Mammalia; Rodentia; Bathyergidae. Gene Ontology annotation, cellular component: nucleus. Gene Ontology annotation, molecular function: RNA polymerase II CTD heptapeptide repeat phosphatase activity.